This is a messenger RNA of Lonchura striata (white-rumped munia), 1467 nucleotides long. RefSeq names its product RWD domain containing 2A (gene RWDD2A). Gene Ontology annotation, molecular function: protein binding. Lineage: Eukaryota; Metazoa; Chordata; Aves; Passeriformes; Estrildidae. The record is from RefSeq and is a predicted model, not a curated record.
GGGACAUUCCAGACCAUGGAACACCAUGCUCGGCGGGCGUGCAGGGCAGUGCAAUGGCUGUCACGGCAAAAGAAUGCCUGGAGCUCCAGCUGCUGGAAGUGGAAAUGCUCCUUUCGAUGUUUCCCAAAAGCGGAGAAUUCAGUCUGGAUGCGGAUGCCGUGCCCAGCAUCCAGCGCUACCUGGAGAAUGCUGACGGAGCCCUGCCCCCGCAGCUGGAAUAUCGAAUCGCUGUCGAUGUAGGGGAGGCGAAGGUAAAGGUGGAAUUGCAGGUUCUCCUUCCUCAUAUGUACCCGCAGGUGGCUCCUCAGCUUUUUGCCAGAUCAGAUGCUCUGCACAGACAGCAGCAGUUGCAGCUCAAUACUCGUCUGGCGUCUCACAUCGGCUCUCUGGAGUCAGGAGAUCUGUGUGUAUGUGAGGCUGUGCAGUGGGUGAAGGACAACACCCUGCCUUUCUUGGAAAACUGUAAGGCCUCCUCUGAGUGUGCUCCUAAAGAAGUCAGAGUUAAGGAAAUGCUGCAUCGCAUGUGGAUCUACAGCCAUCACAUAUACAGGCAGGAACUGAGGAAAAAGAUUUUUGACUGUGCAAAGAAGUUAAAUCUGACUGGCUUCUGCCUAACUGGGAAACCUGGUAUCAUCUGUGUGGAGGGACUCCAAGAAAACUGUGAAGAGUUCUGGCGUAUUAUUAGAUAUCCCAACUGGAAGCAUAUUUCAUGCAAGCAUGUGGAGAAUAUAGAAACGGAGGGAAGCAUUGAUAAUCUUCGUCUCUUUCACAGUUUUGAAGACCUGCAGUUUCAGGCACAUGGUGAUUAUGGCCUGAGGAAUGACUAUCAUAUGGAUCUUGGUCAGUUUCUAGAAUUCCUGAAACAGCAUCAAAGUGGACACAUUUUUCAGAUUUUAUUUGGUGUUGAAGGCAAACUUUCAGACAAUUGAGAGAAACUGUUUAUGAAGAAAACUAAUUCUGGAGAGCAAGAGGUGUUGGUAACAUUGAAACUUUAAAGGGAAUCUUUAACAUCUGAGAUGAAUGAUUCAAGUAGUUAAUCUCAGCUUUUGUGCUGAACUGCCAUGUAUUUUUGAGAUGUCUUCACUGAUUUUCUAAGUAUCUAAAACUGGCAUUUGUUUCUAUGAGCCAUGCCUCAAAGCACUUGCAAGGUGAUAAACAUUCCAGUGUUAGGAAUUAUUCACUUCUGUCUGUUCAUCUGUACUGUGCUGUGUGAAUUUCUUCCCAUCUCAUCUAAAGCUAUUCUCUUGCAGUUUAAAACAUCUCCCCCUUGUGCUGUCACUGCAUGCACUUGUAAAAAAGUACCUUUCCAGCCUUGUAGGCUCCCUUUAGGUACUGGAAAGUACUAUAAGGUCUUGCUAAAGCCUUCUCUUCUCCAGGCUGAAAAAUUCCAAUUCUCUCAGCCAGCUGUCAUAGGAGAGAUGCUCCAGCCUUCUUACCAUUUUUUGUGGCCCUCCUCUGGACUUGCUC